Messenger RNA from Phaeoacremonium minimum UCRPA7, 4116 nucleotides. Its product is annotated as putative map kinase kinase kinase wis4 protein. The transcript has 2 exons. Bases 1 to 4116 code for a protein of 1371 amino acids. Gene Ontology annotation, biological process: stress-activated MAPK cascade; protein phosphorylation. The record is from RefSeq and is a predicted model, not a curated record. Gene Ontology annotation, cellular component: cytoplasm. Lineage: Eukaryota; Fungi; Ascomycota; Sordariomycetes; Togniniales; Togniniaceae. Gene Ontology annotation, molecular function: MAP kinase kinase kinase activity; ATP binding.
AUGGCCACCGAGACAUCCCCUCGGGCCGUACGGUUCUCCCAAGGCGAGGACGAUCAGGUCCGACCCGACAAGGGCAAGUCCAUCUACCGCCCGCACGCCAUCACCAUCGACUCGGGCGAGUCAGGGUCCUCCGGCGAUUCGCAUCCAGACCAGAACGGCAUCGACGCUCUCGAACGCCAGGACGAGCUGGGCUCUUUGGUCAGAUAUGCCGACGCAUCUAGUCACUCCAGUUCCAUGUCUUCGUUGGUGCCCAACUCCCUCGUAAACGGCGCGGGAAGUCGUCACCGCGCGGCGACUGCAGAAGCCACGCCGGUCUAUACCAACGGGGCGUCAACAAGACCUCAAAGACCGACCGGCCCGGCCAGAACACCAUCGAAUACCUAUCAGCCGCAGCGCCGACCAGCGCAACAGGGACCAUCCUAUAUCAAUACCAACUCCGACCACCGAUCCACCUCCAGGCCACGAGCCAUAGGGACCUCGACCUUCGCACGCCAGGAACGGGCUUAUGUUCAGAGGUUAAGGCAGACGGAUGCACAACAACAAGACUACAACUUCCCGGAUGGUUAUUCGUACCCUGUAGAUGACCGGGAUCCUGACAGUGAUUCGGAAGGUGAAACACCUAGCUCAGAAGCACCUUUUGGCAAUGAGCAGGAGGACGACUCGAGGAAUCUGUUUCAGCCUAAUGAAGAUGUCGAGCCAACCGAUGAGGAUGUCAGGGAUCCCGACAGUCGAGAAAGGUUAGAGUGGCACGGCAUGUUGGCAGCCGUGCUCACUGGAGAUGUUGUCCGGCAGGAGAAGAAGCGACUGAUUGGGUCAUCUGAGCAAGAGAUUGGCAAGACAGCACAAAAAGCGGAGCUCUGGCUCGGAAUUCGCUCGAGAAUAUGCGGACGACAUCUUGCCGUGCAGCGGCGGAUGGUUGAAGAAGCCCGAGGUACUUUGGAUCGCACAAUCGACGACAUUAUCAACUUCACAAUAGCUGGCGAGAGCGAAGCAGGCAAACCCCCAAUCGAUCAAGUGCGAGACGUUGUGCAGAAAAUCGAAAAGGUCGAGACCCUCUACCCUUCUCGAGCCUCUCUGCUAGCGGCUCAUAAAUCAGCAUCAUCGGUACUAUUCCAGGAGGCUUGCGACACAGUCCUCGCCUGGUACAAUAUCAACGAGUUGAUCAGAACUGAACUCUUCGUGCUGAGGAGUUGGGUAGGAAAUGACGAGCUUGACUUCUUACGGACGAAGGAACGUUCGCCAGUUGGUAAUGGUAUCAGCGACGAAUCCUCUUUCUUGGACAAGCUUUUGAAGGAGGAUGGAUUGAAGUCUUUGCACGACCACAUUGAAGAAGAAUCUAUGGGCAAGAGCUAUCGUAAGAGUAUGCUCAAAGCUAUCACAACAACAAUAGUAAAAGCCAAGGAGACCUUAAUCAUGAACCACGAGGCGUUCCAGAAGCGGCACCUUCCCCCGUACAUGGAGGACCUUCUCACACUGAUCAGUUUUCCAUCUCGCCUGAUCGAGGAAAUUAUCAAGGUCCGCCUGGCCUAUGCGAAGAAGAUGAAGGAGUCUGCACAGCAGAAUCCAAUGCUGCAGGACCAAAUGAUUUCUCAGUUUCAGGUUCUUUUGAACCUUGCCAUCAGCAUCAAGCUAGAAUACCUGGAGAUCUUUCAACCUGAACCAGGUUGGGAGCUACCCCCUUGCAUUGAUGAGGCCUUUGACCAGGUUGUACUCGAUGCGCUGAAGUAUUAUUUCAAAAUGCUAAAUUGGAAAUUGAAUGGCAACAAGAAUACUUUCAAGGAAGCCGAACUGCUAUUCCAGGAGUGGGGUUUCAUUAACUACAUCGGCAGUCACCUACAUCACGGUGAUGUGGAGGUUGCUGAGCAAUUUAGCAAUCUGACAUUCAAGGCCUUCAAUCGGUUGAGUCUCACUUUCGAGAGGGAACUCCAGCGUCGACCGAAAGAGAGCGCCUUUGAAAUGAGCAGGAGAUACAAACAAAUCUUGGACUCUGUCCGGGUGCGGCAGAGGAUGCUCCAACGCUUCUCACGCCAGCUAAGUGAGAACUAUGAGAAUGCCACGGAUUUCAGCGUAGCUUUUGGGCCUGAGAAGCUUGACGACUUAUAUGCCCGUCUCGCUGAAUCUGGCCAUUUUCAAGUCUACACGGGCAGCUUAGAACAUGAAGGUGUCAUUCUCGUGGCAUCGCCUGCGCUGCAAGGCCGACCUGAGGAGAUACAGUCGAUCAUCGGCACAGCCUCUUACGAGCACAUCUCUGAAGAUCCCACGGAUCCUUACAUUCUCAUCAUCAAGGCCGAGAAUGCCCCAAGCUGGUACGGACCACAGAUAUCAUUGACGGUCCGAGAGGAGCCUUUAGACCUCAAGCUCGGCCACAUCCGACUAGUUGCAGGCGGCUCACAAGUCCGUCUGGUAAACGCCAAGAAGACAUUCCUGGACCUUAUCGACACGCAACUCGAUGUUGUAGUUGAGCAGAGAUCAAAUUUAAAGAGAGUCAAUCAGAGACUCAUGGACAUUCGAAAGGUCGCAUACAGGCUGUCCAAUACAUUCAUGGACAGUGUUGAAACUAUUCGAAGUCAAACGCAAGGCCUGGCUGUUCAAGAUCUGAUUCAAACAUGUUUCGUCUUCGCUACAGAAUUUGGUCAGCGGUCGCUGUUGUACAUGGACAGCAAUCGACGGCAGAUGAACAACAUCAAGCUAACGAAAUUGGCUCUUGAUUGGGUAAGCUUCAUUUGCGACGACUGCGUCUCGUCUGACCGCAAGACAUUCCGUUGGGCAGUGCUCGCCUUGGAAUUUGCCAUGGGUAUGACUAGGGGGAGACAUAUUCUUGCUUUAGGGGAUGAUGAAUAUGCUAAAUUGCGAGCAAAGGUAGCGGGGUGUAUGUCGCUGCUCAUUUCUCAUUUCGACAUCAUGGGUGCAAGGUCGAGUGUUGCCGCGCAAGCCGAACGCCAGCGAGUCGAGGCACUCAUGGGACAAUUCAAACGUCUGGAUAAGGGCAAGAUUGUGGAUGACCACGAGGCGUCAUUAUUUGUUCUUGAACAUAGGCUAGAAGAGCUUUCCAGGAUCGACGAUGCCAGGAAGCAGAUUUUGGCUGAGAGGUCUGCUUUAGGCCGAGUGCUAGAAGCCUCGAACGAGGUUGACCGAUCUCUUGCUUACCUCUCAUCUACCGCCACAAACUUCACAAUGAGAUGGCAGCAGGGUCACUUUGUCGGUGGUGGCACAUUUGGUAAUGUGUAUGCAGCGAUGAACCUCGACACUGGUCACCUCAUGGCUGUCAAGGAGAUUCGUUUGCAGGAUCCAAAGCUCAUCCCCACGAUUGCAACACAGAUCAAAGACGAGAUGCGAGUUUUGGAGUCCGUGGACCAUCCAAAUGUCGUUUCUUAUUACGGCAUUGAAGUCCACCGGGACAGAGUCUACAUAUUCAUGGAGUUUUGCUCUGGAGGCUCUUUGGCAAAUCUUUUGGAGCACGGGCGAAUUGAGGACGAACAAGUCAUUAUGGUUUAUGCACUACAACUCCUAGAAGGUCUUGCUUACCUUCAUGAGGUCAAGAUCUGCCAUCGUGACAUUAAACCAGAAAAUAUCCUGCUCGACCACAAUGGCAUCAUUAAAUAUGUCGACUUUGGUGCCGCCAAAGUCAUUGCUCGUCAAGGCCGGACUUUAGUUCAAGACUUGACGUCUACGAAACCAAACAAGUCCAUGACCGGCACACCGAUGUACAUGUCACCUGAAGUGAUCAAGGGAGAGAACCCUGGUCACUUCGGUGCCGUGGACGUCUGGUCUCUCGGAUGUGUCAUCCUUGAGAUGGCCACUGGCCGGCGACCGUGGGCUAAUCUCGACAACGAGUGGGCCAUCAUGUACAACAUUGCUCAAGGCAAUCCCCCACAACUACCGACUACAGAUCAGCUUAGUCCGGAAGGUAUUGACUUCCUCAAGCGCUGCUUCGUCCGCGACUCUACAAAGCGAGCAACUGCUGUUGAGUUGCUUCAACAUGAAUGGAUCAUGACAAUCCGUAACCGUGUUGUGGAGCCUUCGACACCUAGUGACACGAGCUCAUCAGCACAGAAUACACCCAAUACGGCUUCUGCCUCAAGUAGGGGAAGCUUUGGGGUGGACGGCUUCUACUAG